GGAGGCACGGGCUCUGGUUACUGGGUAGAUAAAACAAAAACAACGUCGUAUCGGAGUUUUGAAGCUCGGAGACACGGUUGAAUUUGGAAGUUUGAUUUUGCACCUCUCAAUUUGCACGUAUAUUGUUGUGAUUAUGGCAGCUGAUUGUCAGGCCUGGCUCAAUGCAAACCCCGUGGAGGCUGAUGACCUGAGUGACUCUUUUGUCUCUGGAGAUGAGGACAAUGGGGGAGUCUCCAACAAAAACCUUAAUGUUGAGGUCAAUGGCAACUGGAUCUCCUCUUCAAGCAACAGCAUCCACGAGGCCCGUCUCAAGGCCAAAGCCAAGAGGAAGCUGAGAAAGAACUCCUCCCGGGACUCGGGCCGAGGAGACUCUCUCAGUGAUACUGGAGACAUCAUCAGAGGAACCAGCACCGCCCCCACAAGUCCCAAAAACAAACUUUUGGACAGAAAGUCCAGACUGGGAAAGGGCAGAGGACUACCAAAGAAAGGUGGAGCAGGUGGCAAAGGAGUAUGGGGCAGAUCAGGAGAGGUAUAUGAGCCUGUUCUGGUGGAUGAGAAGGACCCCAACUAUGAUGAAGCUCAGGAAAAUUGUGUGUAUGAGACUGUGGUACCUCCGCUGGAUGAGAGGGACUUUGAGAAGACGCUUACACCCAUAGUACAAGAGUACUUUGAACAUGGAGACACAAAUGAAGUAAUUGAGCUGCUGGCUGACCUGAACCUUGGGCCCAUGCGCAGUGAGGUGCCCCCCUUGGCUGUGGCACUAGCCCUAGAGUCUAAAGCCAGUCACCGAGAGCUAGCGUCCCGUCUGCUGGCCGACCUGUGUGGGCCAGUGCUCACUCACAGCGACAUGGAGUGCUCCUUUGAUAGACUGCUGCAGGAGCUCCCCGAUCUGGUCCUGGACACACCCGGAGCACCUCAGUUGGUGGGCCAAUUCAUUGCACGUGCUGUCCAUGACAAAAUUCUGUCGAGGAGCUACAUUGAUGGCUACAAAGGCAAAGUUGACUGUGAAUACACAAGGGCAGCUUUGGACAGAGCUGCUGUGCUUCUCAAGAUGAGUAAAGGGGGUCUCCGACUCGACAGUCAGUGGGGUACCGGUGGGGGACAGAGACCAGUUGUGCAGCUCAUUCGAGAGAUGAACCUUCUUCUUAAAGAGUUCAUUCUUUCUGGGGACAUAAAAGAGGCUGAGAGAUGUCUGCGAGAACUGGAGGUUCCACAUUUUCAUCACGAGUUUGUUUAUGAGGCCAUUGUAAUGGUACUGGAAUCAAAAGGAGAGAGGACUUUGGAUAUGGUUCUUAAUCUGCUGAAGUCUCUCUGUGAAUCUACCAUUAUUACUGUGGACCAACUGAGAAGGGGCUAUGAAAGAGUGUACAUGGACAUAGCAGAAAUAAACAUAGAUGCUCCUCGUGCUUACUUCAUCCUGGAACAGUUUGUUGAUAAAAGCUUGAGUACUGGGAUUAUUAAUGUGAGACUAAGAGAUCUUUGUCCCUCUCGAGGCAGAAAGAGGUUUGUCAGCGAAGGAGACGGUGGAAUUAUUAAACUUGAAAGCUGCUAAAGUGUCAUUUAUUGUGCCAAGAAGAUGAAGCUACUUUUCUACAUCAUGCAUAUUUUUGAAAUGGUUGGGCACACAUUUUCUCCCUCUAGUAAAAGAAUGCAUUACCAAAUGAAGGUGUGGUAUGAAGAAAAAAAAGCACUUUGAUUGAAAAAAAUUGAUAACCUGCUGUUUAAUGCAAACAUUUACAUAAGCUAGCCCUUAAAGUGCCACUCCUCUCAGUGUCAGUCAUUCCAUGUUGUUAAUUCCGUACACAGUAUUUUCUUGGUUUCACUGCCACCUUUGGUUUUCUAGUAAGCAGUGUUUGUACAGUCAUGACAAGUUUGUGACAAGAGCUUUAUAAUAAAGGGUUAUAACAUAAGAA
This is a messenger RNA of Periophthalmus magnuspinnatus, 1913 nucleotides long. RefSeq names its product programmed cell death 4b (gene pdcd4b). The record is from RefSeq and is a predicted model, not a curated record. Lineage: Eukaryota; Metazoa; Chordata; Actinopteri; Gobiiformes; Gobiidae. Bases 134 to 1552 code for a protein of 472 amino acids. The transcript is spliced from 12 exons. Gene Ontology annotation, cellular component: nucleus; cytosol. Gene Ontology annotation, biological process: negative regulation of DNA-templated transcription.